ACCAGUUGAUAGUUGCCAAACAACUAGCAAAUUAGAAUCCAAAAGCUUCUUAGUUGGUUCAGAAUCUUCGUAUAGCUAUUCUCUCUCUAACCUGACAUUCAAACAUGGAGCAGAGCCCCAACAAUGGCACCAAAAAGGUCAAAUUACUCUGCAGCUACGGCGGCCAGAUCAAGUCCCGCCCCUCCGACCACCACCUCUCCUACCUCGGCGGCGACACCAAAAUCGUCGCCGUCGACCGCGCCGUCAAAUUCUCCCAAUUCUCCGCCAAGCUCAAAUCCCUCCUCUCCGACGCCGCCGAGAUAUCCGUCAAAUACCAGCUCCCCGGCGAGGACCUCGACGCCCUAGUCUCUCUAAUCGACGACGACGACGUGGAGCACAUGAUGAUAGAGUACGACCGCAUGCAGAGGAUCUCCCCCAAACCCGCCCGCCUCCGCAUAUUCGUAUUCAACAUUUCCGCUCCGGUUAAACCGGUCGCCGCGUCAAACCCGGAUUACUUAUUCGGGUUCGACAAGGAGAACCAGCCCAGCAUCGCCCAGACCCCGCUCGAUCUCUUCCCGGUUCCCUCCCGGUUCAGCAAUGGACCGGUGGUUCAUCGGGUACCGGUUGCUGCGUAUGGCUAUUCGUAUGGGAACCGAGAGCAGUCGGUUUACAAUUUAAUUCCGAUGAUGCCCCCGGUUUCGGUUGUGAAUGGCGUGGAACUGAAUGGGAAUAUGCGUCAUGUUUGACUGGGGUAAUUAGAGACCCACAUGCCAUUAUGGUUUGGAUUAAGAGAAUCGUGUUGAUGGCCCACACCAUUCCUUCUUUAGCCCAUUUUGCUUUUUAACAUUUUUAGAUGUGUACUCAAAUGAUUGUAUAAUGAAAUAUACUCAGUUCUAAA
Salvia splendens (bonfire salvia) is the source of this 877-nucleotide messenger RNA. RefSeq lists its product as uncharacterized. The record is from RefSeq and is a predicted model, not a curated record. NCBI's taxonomy places the organism in Eukaryota, Viridiplantae, Streptophyta, Magnoliopsida, Lamiales, Lamiaceae. Bases 105 to 725 code for a protein of 206 amino acids. The transcript has 2 exons. Gene Ontology annotation, molecular function: protein binding.